CACCCAGCAGCCCAGCCCAGAUCCACAGCCAUGUCUGCCGACGAGAACCAAGCCGACAAGAAGCCCGAGACGCAGCACAUCUCGCUCAAGAUCCAGGGCGCCGGCUUCCCUGACCUCGUCAUCAAGGUCAAGAAGACCACCAAGCUGUCCAAGAUGAUGAACGCCUACUGCCAGCGCGCGGGCAAGGCCCUCAACGAGGUCCGCUUCAUGUACGAGGGCACGCGCCUCAACGGAGACCAGCUCGUCGCGGAUCUGGACAUCGAGGACAUCGACGAGGACGAGGAGGUCGUCAUCGACGUGGCUCAGGAGGCCGUCGGCGGCUCGCUCUAGACGUUCGACUCGCCCUCGCCUCGCCUCGUCGCAUCGCCCCGUCUUUUCUCUCUCUCUCUCUCGCUUGCCCGAGUUUACCUGUCGUCCUCUCCGCAAAUACCUCGCUCCCCUCCCUUCUCCGGCCUCGGCCAUGCCUCUUCUCGAACGCCCACCCACCCUUCUUCUCUCCCACUACCCCCCCUUCUGCGGAGCGUCGCACGGCCGUCGAGCGGGACCUCGCCCCGGCGGCUUUGGCGCUCCUCCCGCCCUUUUCUCUCUCCUCUCUCUCUCUCUCUCUCCCUUUUCCUCCUUUCCUCCUCCCGCCCCCUUCCUGCCCUCUCCCCCCCCUUGAUGUAAAAGCUGUGCGCCUGCC
Molecule: messenger RNA, 682 nt
Organism: Rhodotorula graminis WP1
Lineage: Eukaryota; Fungi; Basidiomycota; Microbotryomycetes; Sporidiobolales; Sporidiobolaceae
Exons: 6
Coding region: 31-330 (99 amino acids)
Biological process (GO): protein sumoylation
Cellular component (GO): nucleus
Molecular function (GO): ubiquitin-like protein ligase binding; protein tag activity
Source: RefSeq, a predicted model, not a curated record